AUGCCGUUCGGAAUCAACCCGUUCUCGAAAAACGAUAAGCACGAAUACCCCGGCGUGGUUGUGCCUCUUUCCAGUGCGCCCGCGAAUUCGAAGACGAGCCCAGAUCCAGAGAAGAAAGUAGGCCCUCAAGACACUGACGCUGGAAGUCUCGACAGGUCAUCCUCUGCAGAGAAUGGUGUGGGGUCGAUGCACAGCCACCAGCAGAGUCAGAACGGCCAUCUGACCCUGGAGAUCCUGCGCGCUGAAGUGGAGAAUGAUUUGGUUGCUUCUGGCCAGGACUCUGCCUAUGAUCGCAAGUCAAAGAUAAUCAACAGGGCUAUCCAAGAUAUCGGUAUGGGUCGAUACCAAUGGGAGCUCUUCUGUCUCUGUGGAUUCGGUUGGCUCGCGGACAAUCUCUGGCUGCAGGGUGUCGCACUUACGUUGCCACAACUGUCACUGGAGUUUGGAGUCGAUGAAAACAAUGUCCGUUUCACGACUUGUUCUCUGUUCCUCGGUCUCUGUCUGGGCGCUUCUUUCUGGGGUAUCGCUUCGGAUAUCAUUGGUCGCCGUCCGGCCUUCAACUUCACUCUCUUGAUCAGCGGUGCAUUCGGUCUUGCCUCUGGUGGUGGGCCAAACUGGGUUGGUACCUGUGCGCUGUAUGCCUGCCUGGGUCUUGGUGUCGGUGGAAACCUGCCCGUUGACGGUGCUCUUUUCCUCGAGUUCCUGCCUUUUGCUUCUGGAAACCUUCUAACCAUGCUGAGUGUGUGGUGGCCGGUCGGUAAUCUGAUCGCCAGUCUUCUGGCCUGGGCUUUUAUCCCGAACUACACUUGCUCUGGAGACGGACCGUGUAGGAAAGAGGAUAACAUGGGUUGGAGAUAUCUAGUCCUGACACUGGGCGCUCUCACCUUCGUCAUGUUCGUGUGCCGCUUCUUCCUCUUCCAUCUUUAUGAGUCGCCAAAGUUCUUGCUUUCGCGCGGACGCCAAGACGAGGCUGUCGCUGCAGUUCAAGGUAUCGCCUACAAGAACCGCACCACGACCUGGCUCACUGUUGACGUGCUCAACGAGAUUGGUGGCCACCCGGAACAGCAAACGCGCGAGAAACUCAGCACCAAGGAGAUCAUCCAGAGAUACAUGUCAAAGUUCUCUCUAGAGCGCAUCAGGGGUCUUUUCGCUACUAAGAGACUCGGAGUCACCACCGUGAUCCUCUGGUUCUGCUGGACCACCAUCGGAAUGGGCUACCCCCUCUUCAACGCCUUCCUUCCGCAAUACCUGCAAAGGGCCGGCGGUGGACAGAGCCAGUCUACGGACAUCGUCUACCGCAAUUACGCCAUUACCUCCAUUGUUGGCCUUCCGGGUUCUGUCCUGGCCUGCUUCACUGUUGAUAUCAAGUACAUUGGCCGCAAAGGCACCAUGAUCGCCGGCACCCUGAUCACCGGUGUCCUUCUUUUCUGCUUCACCGCGUCUACAGAUCCGGACAUCCAGCUCGUCUGCUCUUCUCUCGAGGCCUUCUUCCAGAACAUCAUGUACGGCGUCUUGUACGCCUACACGCCCGAGGUCUUCCCGGCCCCCAACCGAGGUACUGGCAGCGGAAUCUCGAGCUGCCUGAACCGAAUCGCCGGACUGUGUGCUCCCAUCGUGGCCAUCUACGGCGCGAGCGCGAACCCGGAUGCUCCGAUCUAUGCAUCUGGCGCGCUGAUCCUUGCCGCCUUCGUGGCUAUGAUUUUCCUCCCCAUUGAAACCAGGGGGAGACAGACGCUGUAA
Aspergillus nidulans FGSC A4 is the source of this 1740-nucleotide messenger RNA. RefSeq names its product putative sugar transporter. The coding region runs from base 1 to 1740 and encodes 579 amino acids. Gene Ontology annotation, cellular component: membrane. Gene Ontology annotation, biological process: transmembrane transport. The record is from RefSeq and is a predicted model, not a curated record. Gene Ontology annotation, molecular function: transmembrane transporter activity. The transcript has 6 exons. NCBI's taxonomy places the organism in Eukaryota, Fungi, Ascomycota, Eurotiomycetes, Eurotiales, Aspergillaceae.